UAGCAUCUGAUUAGUGAUGUGUUUAUCAGACAUACAAUGUGUGUGUGUGUGUGUGUGUGUGUGCUCAUGUUCUUAUAUCUUGGUGGGAAACAAAUGUCCCCACAAGGACAGGAAUAUUUGACAGUGUUGUCCAUGUUGGGAUGUCUGGCUUGUCCCCACAAGGAAAACUGAAAGAGCCAAAAGGCUUCCCUUUGGUCACUGAGAUUAAGGUUAAGGGUAGAGUUAGGUGUAAGAUUGCAUUCAUCAACUGCAGGAAUAAUUACGCCAACUUGUGAGGAAAGUUCCUCACAAGGAUAGUAAGAGAAGAAGAGUUCAUUAUUAGCAUUCAUCUUUGAUUAUAAAGGAUUACGCUCCACCAGUAAUCCCUGCCAAAAGCGUGCAGUAUACACAGACUUCUGCGUGAAUCAGAAGAGCGAUGGCGUGAUAAACGUGUCAGUUUUAAGGUGAAGAAUGAGCACAUUUGCUGCUUAGUUUCUGUACACUAAUUGCCAUUUGUCGAGAUGAUGCAGUGCCUUCCAUAAGCGUUGGGUUUCUGCCAAACAUAGCGUUUUGUGCCAUUUUAGUCUCAGCAGUCUCCAAUUGGGAUUUCAUAUGGCUUUUUUUUUUUUUUUCAUACAUACUAUGCCACCAAUUGAAUAGUAACACUUGUCCUCUUGGUUAACUCUCUGACUAAUCCCCUCUUUUACCUGAUCACUGACUUUACGGCUUUACGGCUUAAUGGAUUUUUUUGUCAGUGACCCAAAUCUGCUCACCACCCCGAGAACCCCCUCCCCAGAGUGAAGCGUGGUGGUGGCAGCGUCGACCUUAGUCUUUCGGUUGCUUCUCUGAAUUGUGCCAUAUUCUUUUCAUUUUUAAAAAAAUAAUGGAUGGAUUUAAUGCAACUCUGCAUGAUUCUCGGCUUAUUUGUUUUCAUGAUGCUGCUUGUUAAGGUAUGUUCUCUAACUAACUCUGGUACCUUACAGCAAUUUUUAUUGAGAUCGCGUGAUAUUUUCAUCGCUAAUUAUGCGCCUGAAACACCCACUCGGGACAGUUCCACGCCUCGCCACCAGAGGGCUCUCCCUCUGAUAUUCUGGCUCAUCUACUCUUUCUCAUUGGUAAGCAGAAUAAAAACACCGGGUCCGAGCCGUCAUUUAUCUAGUGUGCCCUUCCAGUGUGGAUAGUUUGUGUAUUACCUCUGCCUGUUUACCUGGUUACUGUUACUCUGUUCUGGAAAUAUUGUGCUCUCAGUGUUUAACACUGGCCUGUUUAUUUAUUGUAGAUUUUGGACUGUGGAUAUUAUUCAUCAUAAACCUCCUGCACACGGACCCAUAACCGCCCUUCUGAGUCCUGUCCGUACAGUACAGAUCCUUUCUCAGCGCAACAGAACUGAUUUUAGGGGUUUCGCAACAACGGGGAUGAAUACGUACGCGACCACAAUUCCUACGUUUUUCUCUCGAGUGAAGUAUUAUGGGCUAUUUUGUGCCGAUCCAUGACGUAUAAUCCCGAUUAAAGUCCCUUCCAGUUCCAGGAUGUAACACUUCAAAAUGUGGAAAAGAUUUCGUUCACAAAUUCCAACACUGCCUAUACUGACAUAUAAAGAAUCCACCCAAAAGUUUCGAACAUGCCCGUACCCACGUCCAGGUCCUCAUCACCAAGAGACGGGUCUGUUCUUUCUCUUUUUCCAGCUCCCAUGCAAGACAAAACAGCUCCACCGUAAAAUAAUAACCUAGCACUUAGGGUUCUUAGGAAAGCCAUGACAAAUGAGGAAGCGUAUGAGAGAAGUCAGAUCAGACCAUCUGCAAUAUGCUUGCGGCACUUCCGUCCUUUACUCCUCCGCAACGUCUUACUCUUGACUUUUUUAUUCUUUCCUGUCUUAUCUAAUCUCGUUUAACUAAACAUGAGAAGCUGGUGAGGGAAAGACUGUUAUAAAGUAAGUGAUAACAGGAACUAACUUGUUUUAUGGAUGUUCUACAAGAUUAAAUGUAGCUGUAAAUAGAUUUUUUUUUUUUUUUAAAAAAAGUACUAUGUGUCAUUGUUUAAUAAAUAGAUUUUUCAAUCAUUGGCAAGCUGCUGCGGUUCAAGAGGAAUAAAACACGAGAAAAUAAUGAAAUUCCUGGUGGUAACAGUGAUUUCACGUGAUUUUCACAAUCGUUUAAGGGUUCACAGAAGGUAACACGAUACAUUAAGAGCAAGGGGGGUGUAAACUUUUGAACUCAAUGCUCAGUGUAAAUUGUUAUUAUUUUUUUUAAAGAUCUUUUUUUUUUCUUUUCCAUUUAGUUACCGCCCUGUCUCUCAGAAGACAAAACACUAACAAUUUACGCCGAUCAUCCUGUUCAAAAGUUUACACCCCCCAAGCUCUUAAUCUAUCGUGUCGUCUUCUCGAGCAUCGGUGAACGUUUGGACCUUUUGUAAUCGUUGUGUACGAGUCCCUCGGUCGUCCUCGGUGUGAAAAGACGGAUCUGGACAUCAUAUAGUCUGUUGGAAAGGAGUCGAAUAUGCAGAAGAUGCCGGAAAAGUAAAGAAUGUGCCGGACCUGGAGGAUUUUCCUGAUUGAGGAUUGGAGGAUUGUUUAAGAACAGUGGGCAGUUUAACUGCUCAGGAUAAACACGGGACUCGUGAAGAACUCUCACAGAACAUACACACAUCAUGUCGUGGAUCAUCCAGGUAACGACACACGGGAUUAAGGAUCAAGGGUUUGUCCUUCAGAAUCUCCUUCACUACAUUCGGCUCCUCCGAAGCCAUGAGUUACCAAUACGACCUCGACUUGAGAAUGAACCUCAGCGUCGAUCUCACUCCUGCCCCCCUGCAGCUCAACACGACCCCUAAGCCCUUCAGUGUGUUUGAUGGGUGUGACCACAUGGUGGAAGCCAUCCUGUUCGACCUGGCAGUUCAAACCUUUAACUUGGUGAUCGGAUUUCCGGCCAACAUCCUGGUCAUCACCAUCCUGAUCCGUAACCGGCACGAGCCCUCCACCUCCGACAUCUUUCUGGGCUGCCUGGCCUUCAUGGACGCCUACUUCGGUCUCAUGGUCCCUAUAAGCUUCCUCAACCUCUUCUACUGGAAGAGCAAGGAAGGUUGGUCUGCUCUGAAGUUCUCCUACGGCGUGAAGGACACGAGUGGGCCGCUGUUCCUUUCCUGCAUCUGUCUGGACCGCUUUGUCGCUGUGGUCUUCCCGAUCGCUUUUGGACAGUUGAAGCACGUUAAGUACAGGGUUGGCCUGGCAGUGUUUGUGUUCUGCCUCACCUUCGCGUAUGCCUCAGCUAAAACCAUCGGCGGCCUCCCUAACUUCGAGAAGAUCUUCACAGGAGAGGUCCUGGCCACGUUCACCUGGAUGUUGAUCUGCAACAUAUCCAUUCUGUGGGCCCUGAAGCGCUCGCGAGGUGCAGGCAAGGACGAGAUGCACCCCAUGAAGAAGAAAGCCUUCAAGAUGGUGCUCUCCAUCCUGUGCAUCAUUAUUGUUAACUACCUCCCUCUGGUGGCCAUGUUCCCCUUCCAGGAUCACUACUCACCUCAUGCCUUCACCUGCUACGUCCAGCCUGUGGGAUACGCCUUCCUGAACAUCAGCAGCAGCAUCCAGCCACUCGUCUACCUCUCUCGCCUGGAGAAGAUCCCCUUCCUGCCAGACUCUUUGGUGAGGAAGCUCCGCUGUACGAAAAAACCAGAGCAAUCGCCAGCUUAG
Molecule: messenger RNA, 3658 nt
Organism: Ictalurus furcatus (blue catfish)
Lineage: Eukaryota; Metazoa; Chordata; Actinopteri; Siluriformes; Ictaluridae
Product: G-protein coupled receptor 183-like
Exons: 2
Coding region: 2720-3658 (312 amino acids)
Biological process (GO): positive regulation of Rho protein signal transduction; phospholipase C-activating G protein-coupled receptor signaling pathway
Cellular component (GO): membrane
Molecular function (GO): G protein-coupled receptor activity
Source: RefSeq, a predicted model, not a curated record